Messenger RNA from Mercurialis annua (annual mercury), 1893 nucleotides. Its product is annotated as CBL-interacting serine/threonine-protein kinase 9. Bases 125 to 1462 code for a protein of 445 amino acids. The transcript is spliced from 14 exons. Gene Ontology annotation, biological process: signal transduction; protein phosphorylation. NCBI's taxonomy places the organism in Eukaryota, Viridiplantae, Streptophyta, Magnoliopsida, Malpighiales, Euphorbiaceae. Gene Ontology annotation, molecular function: protein kinase activity; ATP binding. The record is from RefSeq and is a predicted model, not a curated record.
CCAUUUCUACACUCUGCAAAUUAACCUAAACAUAAAAAAUAACGCCAAACUUUUAAAAAAACUCACCAUUUUUGAAACAGAGAGCAUCAAAAAAUAAUUAAUUUAAUUUUUGUAUUUGUUGAGAAUGAGCAUGAAGACACCUGCGACGAGGACUCGAGUUGGAAAAUAUGAAUUGGGGAAGACUUUAGGCGAGGGAACUUUUGCGAAGGUUAAAUUCGCGAAAAAUGUCGAAACCGGUGAUAACGUAGCCAUUAAAAUCAUCGACCGUGAUCAAGUUCUCCGUAACAAGAUGGUCGAACAGUUAAAGAGAGAGAUAUCCACGAUGAAGCUAAUUAAGCAUCCUAAUGUCAUCAAAAUUUACGAGGUAAUGGCAAGCAAAACAAAGAUUUACAUUGUAAUUGAGUUUGUUGACGGCGGCGAGCUCUUUGAUAAAAUUGCAACGCAUGGGAGACUAAGAGAGGAUGAAGCCAGGAGAUAUUUUCACCAGCUUAUUAAUGCCGUGGAUUACUGUCAUAGUAGAGGAGUUUUCCAUAGAGAUUUGAAGCCUGAGAACCUUCUUCUUGAUGCAUAUGGUAUUCUUAAAAUUUCAGAUUUUGGUUUGAGUGCAUUGUCGCAACAAGUGCGGGGUGAUGGACUGCUUCACACUGCUUGUGGAACCCCAAAUUAUGUUGCUCCUGAGGUGCUGAAAGAUAAAGGAUAUGAUGGAACCACGUCUGAUGUUUGGUCUUGUGGAGUCAUUCUGUAUGUACUUAUGGCUGGAUACUUACCCUUUGAUGAACCUAACCUUAUGGCUUUAUACAAAAAGAUAUGCAGUGCGGAUUUCGCAUGCCCAUCAUGGUUCUCAUCAGGUGCAAAGAAAUUGAUAAAGCGCAUUCUUGAUCCAAACCCUCUCUCACGUAUAGCCAUUUCUGAAAUCUUAGAAGAUGAAUGGUUCAAAAAAGGAUACAAGCUUACACAUUUUGAGUGGGAAGAGGAUGUAAAUCUUGAUGAUGUAGAUGCUGCUUUUGAUGACUCUAAGGAAAAUCUAGUGACGGAAAAGAAGGAGAAACCUGUGUCAAUGAAUGCUUUUGAGCUUAUUUCCAAAACCCAAGGAUUUAGCCUUGAAAAUUUGUUCCCAAAGCAGCCGGGUUCUGUGAAACGAGAAACAAGUUUUGCUUCUCAUAGCCCUGCAAAUGAAAUUAUGUCUAAAAUUGAGGAAGCUGCAAAACCCAUGGGAUUUAAUGUUGACAAGAAAAACUACAAGAUGAAGCUGAAGGGUGACAAAAAUGGAAGAAAGGGUCAGCUUUCUGUUGCAACUGAGGUGUUUGAGGUGGCACCAUCAUUGCACAUGGUGGAGCUUCGCAAAGUUGGUGGCGACACAUUGGAGUUUCAUAAGUUCUAUAAAACCUUCUCGUCGGGGUUAAAAGAUAUAGUCUGGAAAUCUGAAGCUACAGUUGAACCAAACAAGUCCUCAUUACCUUAACCUUGCUACAAUUUAUAGAUUUGACCUGUGGUGCAAGCCACUUGUACGCUGGCGCGGUGGUUUGAUGACGGUGUGAUGAGGAUUAUGGGCCUUGCUUUCUCUCAACACCAAUGCCGCCCCCAGCAUUAUCAUCCUCCCGACUUGUUUCUCCUCUUGUUGAUCCAACAAAAUUUAGCGAGUCUCGCAUGAGACAACAGUUCAUGUACAUUGGGGAAUAAUUUAUGGAGAUAUAGUGUAUAUGAAGAACAUGUUGCUCUAAACUUCUGCCAUUUUCCCCCUUAAGAAAAGGAAUAAAUGUUUUUUUUUUUCGGGCUUAUGAAUGUAGGGCAAAAUAUUACUUGCACAUCUGUUUAGUCAAUAUUUUGUUGACUGAAUUGUUUACACAACUGUAUAAAUUACAUAUGAAAAGUUAAUAAUAAUAUAUGCAUAUA